This is a messenger RNA of Eublepharis macularius, 1534 nucleotides long. RefSeq names its product 14 kDa phosphohistidine phosphatase-like. Bases 138 to 527 code for a protein of 129 amino acids. Gene Ontology annotation, biological process: peptidyl-histidine dephosphorylation. The transcript is spliced from 3 exons. Gene Ontology annotation, molecular function: protein histidine phosphatase activity. The record is from RefSeq and is a predicted model, not a curated record. NCBI's taxonomy places the organism in Eukaryota, Metazoa, Chordata, Lepidosauria, Squamata, Eublepharidae. Gene Ontology annotation, cellular component: cytosol.
UGAGCGCCGUCCGGUCGUAUGUUUUCGGGUUCUGGCUCGGCUCCCGCUCUGGGAGUCUUCUGUGGCCCCGCGGCCAUUUUAGGGGCUCGAGGAGGCCUUUGGCCCUGCGCGGCGGUUCUCCCGAAGGAGGCUCAGCUAUGACGGCGGCCGGGAAACUGAGCUCGGUGCCCGAAGUAGAGAUAGACCCGGACGGCGCCUUCAAGUACAUUCUCGUGCGAGUGCAGCACGGCGCCGACCAGCACCGCGAUAUCGUCAGGGGCACCGCUGUCGCCGAGUUCCACAGUGAGGGGAGGGCGACGCUUGGGCUGGAUCACAUAUUUGAAAGAGUAAAUCCUGAAAUGGAGAAGCUGGGUUUUGUAUGCAAGUGCCUUGGAGGAGGAAAAAUUGAGCAUAAUAGUAAAGACAAGAAAAUCCGUGUAUUUGGUCUUUCUACAGGAUAUGGUAAAGCUGAUCAUGCCGUGACAGUGGAACUACUGAAGAAAACCUAUAAGGACUAUGAAAUUAAUUGGUCAGAUGACAAAAAGUGAAUUGCUGCUGCUGUGUGUUUUAAAGUCCACCCUUUUUCUUUUCAGCAUAAUAUGGACUUCUGUCACAACGUACAAUCAAGUGUAUUUCGUUUUUGCUGAAUAAAAAGCUUGAAUGUGAAGCUCUUUGCAAUUCAAAUAAUAUACUCGUGCUAUUUGAGAUUUAAUUUCUGCCCUUUGACUUUUUGCUUUUCAAAUCUAAAUCUCUUAGCUUCUCCUGAGGAUAGGGUUUUCAAAGCAGGGUUGCCAACUGGCCUGAAGAAAAUGUGUAGAAAUGGGCAGCUGAGGCUUUUCAUGGCAUGGAAAUAACAUCUCAUUAAGCCUCUAUUAAAAGGACAGGACAUUUUUUCCCUCCAUGCUAGUUGGUAAUACUAUCUACAGGGUGGGCUGAUGCAUAUGUCUACUGGAAAUAUUAGCAUAUCUUUUGCUUUUUUAUAUACACACCCUUGAAGAAAGCACUGGUGUUUCACUGCUCAUGAAUUCUGGGUAAAUGCCCUGGAGUGUUUUAGGAGAGCCAGAUGCAUGUGGUUCUUCAACCUAUUCUGAUUUGCUGGCAGGUACAUUCCAGACUGAUCUAAUCAUCCUGUGGGUAGAUUAUGCCUCUUUUCUUUGGGAAUCAUAGUGCAGUUGAGAGCCCAGAAAGGUGAUGUCUGGGUAUGUUCUUAGUUAAUAUCUAGCUGUCACUAGAAUGACAGCUAAGUUUUGCGCCCAGGUGAUUGCACAACAAAACAGACCAUCAAAUACUGGAAUGGCCACAAGGGAGUCCCCUCACCCUGAUUAAGUUUUAAAGACUUCUGCCUAAUACCGCUUUUAUAUUGGGAAUACAGUGAAACAAAAUUCUUUCAGGAUUUUGUUAAGCUUACCUCUAUGUUGAUGUAUUAGGAUAUGUGUUUGGAUAUUUUAUUUGAAGUAUAUGAAUUUUAAACAAUGUAUUUUAUCUUGUUUUAUGCUUCGAUUUUAUUAUGUAUAGCUGGUCUAAGGACCGUUACAAUAAAAUACAUACAUACAUA